GCGCUCAUUAGCACUUGGGCUGUUCCAAGAUGCGCUUUCCUAGGGUGCGGAUCAGUCUCGAUACGUGAUAAACGGCUCGAGCUCGUGCGGAUUCUUCGGAUAUCCGUCUCCCAUCCGAGAAAAUCUGCUUGGUGGAGAGAGGAGUGAACGUGAGAAAAAGAACUCGGCACGUCCCGGACUGUAAAAGUAACGAAGGAUCGAGGAGUAUCAAUUGAAACAUAUACGGUGGCUGCACAAUGACGCGAUUACACGUGAGAACCACGUUGUCGUUCCUCUUCAUCGUCCUACAUAGCAUCCCGCGUUCGGGACUCGUCGCCGUUGCGGGGCUGGCCACCAACUACGACAAUCCUAAGUUCUACAAGAUCGGCGGUGUUCUCUCCAACGAAGAGAGCAAAUCGUAUUUCGAGAAAACGAUCGACCAUCUCAACUUUGAUGCACAAUAUGUCAACAAGGGGGUGACGUACAAGCAUACCGUGAUCGAAAUGGACUCCAAUCCGAUCAGGACCGCCUUGAGCGUCUGCAAAUUCCUGAUCGCCGAGCAGGUGUACGCGGUGGUGGUGUCGCACCCGCUUACCGGCGACCUGUCACCGGCCGCGGUUUCUUACACUAGCGGCUUUUAUCACAUACCGGUGAUCGGCAUCUCAUCCAGAGACUCCGCUUUUUCCGACAAGAACAUACACGUCUCAUUCUUGCGUACUGUACCUCCGUACUCGCAUCAAGCGGACGUCUGGGUGGAACUGUUGAAGCACUUCAACUACAUGAAGAUCAUCUUCAUCCACAGCUCCGACACGGACGGCCGCGCGCUUCUCGGGCGUUUCCAGACAACGUCGCAGAACUUGGAGCAAGACGUAGAGAUCAAAGUGCACGUCGAAUCAGUGAUCGAGUUCGAGCCGGGGUUAGAUAGUUUCGUGGAGCAACUGAUGGAGAUGAAGAACGCGCAGGCGAGAGUUUGUCUCAUGUACGCUUCGAAGACGGAUGCGAGGGUGAUCUUCAGGGACGCGGCCGCUCUGAACAUGACCGGCGCCGGUUACGUGUGGAUCGUUACCGAGCAAGCACUGGAGGCGCCAAACGCUCCAGAGGGCCUAUUGGGCUUGAAAUUGAUCAACGCCACCCAAGAGAAGUCUCACAUCACCGACAGUCUGUUUGUACUCGUAUCCGCGUUACGUGCGAUGAACAACUCUGAGAAAAUCACGGAGGCACCGAAAGACUGUAGCGACUCAGGUUCUAUAUGGGAAACCGGCAAGAAACUGUUCACGUAUAUCCUUCAGCAAGUGCUACCGCAUGGCGCUACGGGCCGAGUGGCGUUCGACGAUAAUGGCGAUCGCAUAUACGCCGAAUACGACAUAGUCAACAUCCAAUAUGCGAGUCCCCACAACAAGACACAAGUGUCUGUCGGCCAAUACUUCUAUCCUGCCAACGGCACGAAGAUGAAGCUACGAGUGAACGAGUCCAGCAUCAUAUGGCCAGGUCGUCUGAAUACCAAACCCGAGGGCUUUAUGAUACCGACUCACCUGAAAGUGCUGACGAUCGAGGAGAAGCCGUUCGUUUAUGUUCGCGAGCUAGCCGAAGGCGAGACCAAAUGCUCACCUGAAGAGAUCGUAUGUCCUCACUUUAACACGACAAACCACGAAGACACACGAAUGUUCUGCUGCAGAGGAUAUUGCAUGGAUCUCCUAAAGGAAUUGUCGAAGACGAUCAAUUUCACGUAUAGCUUAGCUCUGUCACCCGACGGUCAGUUCGGGAGCUACAUGAUAAAAAAUAGUUCGGUCGGAGGAAAGAAGGAAUGGACCGGUCUUAUCGGCGAGAUAGUGAGCGAGCAGGCCGACAUGAUCGUCGCACCGCUGACGAUCAACCCUGAGCGCGCCGAAUUUAUCGAAUUUAGUAAACCGUUUAAGUACCAAGGCAUCACUAUUCUCGAGAAGAAGCCUUCGAGAUCGUCCACGUUGGUCUCGUUCUUACAACCGUUUAGCAAUACCCUCUGGAUUCUCGUGAUGGGAUCGGUGCACGUAGUAGCGCUUGCUCUAUACUUGCUCGAUAGGUUUUCGCCUUUCGGCAGAUUCAAGGCAGCCGGUGCCGAAAACGCUGAAGACGAUGCGCUCAACUUGUCCAGCGCUAUUUGGUUUGCCUGGGGUGUCUUGUUAAACAGCGGGAUAGGAGAAGGCACCCCGCGAAGUUUCUCUGCACGUGUACUGGGAAUGGUGUGGGCAGGAUUUGCUAUGAUCAUCGUCGCGUCUUACACUGCCAAUCUAGCCGCGUUCCUCGUUUUGGAGCGACCUAAGACCAAACUCACCGGCAUCAAUGACGCUCGGCUGAGAAACACGAUGGAGAACUUGACGUGCGCGACGGUGAAAGGUUCCGCUGUGGACAUGUACUUCCGACGCCAAGUGGAGUUGUCCAACAUGUAUCGUACCAUGGAAGCAAACAAUUACGAUACCGCCGAAGAGGCUAUACGCGACAUUAAGAUCGGCAAACUGAUGGCGUUCAUCUGGGACAGCUCGCGAUUGGAAUUCGAAGCGGCUCAAGAUUGCGAAUUGGUGACAGCUGGCGAAUUGUUCGGCCGUUCGGGUUACGGGAUCGGUUUGCAGAAAGGCUCUCCCUGGGCGGACUCUGUGACAUUGGCGAUCUUGGAUUUUCAUGAGAGUGGUUUCAUGGAGCGUCUUGACAAUCACUGGAUCUUGCAAGGCAACGUGCAACAGUGCGAGCAAUUCGAAAAGAUGCCAAACACCCUCGGUCUGGAGAACAUGGCAGGGGUGUUCAUAGUAGUUGCUGCCGGUAUCGUUGGCGGGAUCGCCCUAAUUAUCAUUGAGAUAGCAUAUAAAAAACACCACAUGCGUAGGCAGAAGAAAUUGGAUACAAUGAGAAACGUGAUCGACAAGUGGCGAGGGAUGAUCCAGAGGCGGAAGACUCUACGAGCGACGAUAAGCUCGCACCGACAACAGAUACAAAGUAACGGCCUGAACGACCCCGCGACAGUAAGCUUGGCGGUGGACAUAGUUGCUAGAUCGAACGUGGGUCCGCGAAGUCCAGGACGCGCUUGGCCCGGCGAUAGCGACCUGAGACAACGUCCAAUUUCGCGCUCCGAGGACAUCCGGCUGUCGCCUGCUGCCUACACCGCAGAUGUGUCGCAUCUUAUAGUCUAAUUGUUACCCUCCGCGCCAAUUUGUAUUCGUAGUUUUUUACCGAGUACGAAACGUCGCGUAGUGACCGCGUUUCCGGUAGAUCGUUAACUUACUGUUGCACAAAGUGAGAAAUAGGAAGAGAACGAAAAACAAGACUUUUAUUAUUAUUGUUUCAUCUCGUGUUGUAGUGUUUUUGUUAGAUAAUUUUUCUGUGGGAUAUACCUUAGGAACAUUUAGG
Harpegnathos saltator (Jerdon's jumping ant) is the source of this 3357-nucleotide messenger RNA. It is a transcript of the gene Nmdar1, whose product is annotated as glutamate ionotropic receptor NMDA type subunit 1. Gene Ontology annotation, biological process: monoatomic ion transport. Gene Ontology annotation, cellular component: membrane. The record is from RefSeq and is a predicted model, not a curated record. The transcript is spliced from 17 exons. NCBI's taxonomy places the organism in Eukaryota, Metazoa, Arthropoda, Insecta, Hymenoptera, Formicidae. Gene Ontology annotation, molecular function: ligand-gated monoatomic ion channel activity; signaling receptor activity. The coding region runs from base 237 to 3140 and encodes 967 amino acids.